Messenger RNA from Triticum urartu, 3129 nucleotides. The record is from RefSeq and is a predicted model, not a curated record. NCBI's taxonomy places the organism in Eukaryota, Viridiplantae, Streptophyta, Magnoliopsida, Poales, Poaceae.
AUGGAUACAUCGCCGUUCUUGAAGAAGGGCCCAUGGACGCCUGAGGAAGACAAGCUGCUGGUGGACUACAUCCAGAAGAAUGGCAUGGGCAACUGGGGGGCCAUCCGGCGGCUCACUGGCCUCGACCGCUGCAGCAAGAGCUGCCGCCUACGCUGGACCAGGCACCUACGCACUAACAUCAAGCGUGGCGGCUUCACUGACGACGAGGGGAAGCUCAUCAUCCAACUCCACUCCAUCCUCGGCAACAAGUGGGCACAGAUCGCGGAGAAGAUGCCGGGGAAGACGGGCAAUGACAUAAAAAAUUACUGGAACACGCACCUGCGGAAGAAGUUAUUGCGCAAGGGCAUCGACCCCAACACACACCGCCUGUAUCCCUACCUCAGCCCCAUCGCCGCUGCCGCCGGCGGCAGCUCAGGCACCGGCGCCGGCUGGGACAUGAAUGAUCUCAUGCUCCAGGUUGACGGCGCCAUGAACCACCUGCUCCAAGGCCAUUGUUCGGUGAUCAGUUCUUCGUUGGGCGCCAUGAGAUCCCUUGUUGGGAAGCUGGACAUGCUGCUGCUAGCUCCUUCAUCUCGUCAGGGGUUCUCCUCCAAGAGGGUGAAGGAUGGGAUGCGCCUCCUUAAAGAUGAUGUUGAAGAGAUAAGCAUCUACCUUGAUGAACUGUUAGAGGUGGAGGACCCUCCCCCGAUGGCCAUGUGCUGGAUGAAUGAGGCACGCGAACUGUCCUAUGAUAUGGAGGAUUACAUGGACAGCUUAUUAUUUGUGCCACCUGACUAUGUAAACAACAACAAGCAGAAGAAGAAGCGGAAGAAAAAGAAGAUGAUAAAGAAGAGGAUCAAGUGGUACAAACAGAUUGAAUACACUGCACAAGUGUCAGAUGAUGGUUUCAAGACCAGAAAAUACAUUCAUAUUAAUGUUUUCCCUCAUCUCCCUGAUAAGCCCAAGAUUGCAGAAACAAUAUCAGAAUUCAGGAUCUAUAUCCAGGAGGCUAUUGAACGGCACGACAGGUAUAAGCUCCAUUGUUGCAGCAACUUGAGAAGGCAAACAUUCUUGUCCACUGUCCAUAUGCUUCGAAUGCCCUACGAAGAAACAGAUGAUCACAUAGUAAUCGAUGGCCGGAUGAAUGAGUUUAUCUACUCUCUGGCUGCUAACAAUGUGGCAGAUCAGCAGCAGCUCAAGGUCAUGUCUCCUAACACAAUAUAUGCAAUAUGUGUGAAUUCUUGGCAUACACAUGUUUUUGAGAUGAAACCUCUGGACGAUUAUCACUCAAGAAAGCUAUUCUUUAACAGACUUUUUGGUUCUGGAAGUGAGUGUCCUGAAGAAUUCAAGCAAGUUUCAGAUGAAAUUGUUGAUAUAUCAUCUGUGGUCAAGUUCUACUUUAGAAAGAACGGGACAAAGGGUUCCAUAAUCUGGAAGGAUGAUCUGGUGAAGCAAUGGCUGGCUGAAGCCUUCAUUGUUACACAAAAAGGGGAAAAGCAAGAUCAAGACUGGUUGGAAAAAGCUGCAGGGAUCUGUUUUGAUGAACUUAUUGAUAGACGAUUCAUCCAACCUUUGUAUAUCAACUACAACAAUAAGGUUUUGUCCUGUACGGUUCUUGAAGUGGUACAUAAUCUUAUUGGACACAGGUCUGCGGAAGAGAAUUUCAUUGUGGCAGUAGACUACAAUCGAAAGAAUAUAGCACUUUCUCAUAAGGUUCGUCGACUAUCUCUCGUCUUUGGCGAUGCAAAAUAUGCCAAGACGCCAACAAACAUCACAAAGGCACAUGUUCGAUCACUUAUUUAUUUUGGAUUAUUCAAGUAUAUGCCUUGUAUUAGAGAGUUCAAGGUUAUCCGUGUUCUGAACCUUCAGCUAUCUGGUGAUUGUGGCAACCCUGAUCCUAUAGACCUCACUGGGAUUUCAGAACUGUUUCAGCUGAAAUAUUUGAAGAUUACAAGUGAUGUCGGUAUAAUACUACCAAAUUGUAUGCGAAGGCUGCAAUAUUUGGAAAUAUUGGAUGUUAUGGAUGCAACAAGAGUCACUGCGGUUCCAUGGGAUAUUAUAUAUCUACCGCAGUUGUUGCACCUGACUCUUCCAGUUGACACAAAUCUGCUGGAAUGGAUUGGCAGCAGCCUGAGUGACUCUGUCCUCAGUCUGCGGAGCCUUGGCAAGCUGAACCACCUGCAGAAUCUCCAUGUAACCAGUUCUUCCACACAUCCUUCCCACUAUCUGGAGAGAAGCAUGGAAGCUCUGGGCUCUUUGAUCGGAGGACAUGGCAAUCUGAAAUCUAUAGUAGUGGCUCAUGGCUCCUCGGUUGAAAAUACUGUGGUUCCUGACACUCCAAAAGUAACCAUUUCAUGGGAUAGCAUGGCGCCUCCCCCUCUUCUACAGAGAUUUGAAUGCUCAACCCACAGUGGCAUCAUAUUUUACCGAAUUCCUCAGUGGGUUACAGAACUUGGGGAACUAUGCAUUUUGAAGAUUGCAGUGAAGGAACUUGGGAUGAUUUGUGUUGGUACUCUCAGAGGAUUACAUGCACUGACUGAUCUGUCGCUGUAUGUGGAGACGGCACCCCUUGGCAAGAUCAUCUUUGACAAGGCCGGGUUCUUGGUUCUCAAGUACUUUAAGUUGAGGUUCUCGACUGGUAUAGCUUGCAUAAAAUUUGAGGCGUAUGCAAUGCCUGAACUUUUGAAGCUCAGGCUUGUUUUCAAUGCCAUGCCCCCGGUGGACCAACUUGUUUUUUCUCCGUUCCAUCCCCCAUAUGAACGAUAUAAACCGGGUAAUGCACUAAUUACUAUUGGGGUUAUGCCAGGCCUUAGAAAUAUCUCUGUAAAAUUUGGGGGUGCAGCUGCUGAUCUGGAGUAUGCCUCGAGGACUUUCAUUAGUAAUCAUCCGAGCAACCCUAUUACCAAUAUGCAGUUGGUGGAUUAUACCUCCUGUGGUGACACGAGCAAAAAACAGAUUGAAGAAUCAUAUUGGAUUAAUGAAUUGCUAGGAGCAAAAGGGAUUAUGGAGGAAAAACAAGCUGAUGAGAACAGGACUCUCUUUAACAAUGUAAUAGAGCCAGAUUUUUCAAGUGACGCAUUUGGUCUAUCAAGUUGGUUUGACAAGACACUUGAACAGUAUAUGACAGGAGAUGAGAGCCCGACCAGCUGA